Messenger RNA from Plasmopara halstedii, 1038 nucleotides. Its product is annotated as geranylgeranyl transferase type-2 subunit beta. The record is from RefSeq and is a predicted model, not a curated record. Gene Ontology annotation, cellular component: Rab-protein geranylgeranyltransferase complex. NCBI's taxonomy places the organism in Eukaryota, Oomycota, Peronosporomycetes, Peronosporales, Peronosporaceae. The transcript has a single exon. Gene Ontology annotation, molecular function: Rab geranylgeranyltransferase activity. Gene Ontology annotation, biological process: protein geranylgeranylation. The coding region runs from base 1 to 1038 and encodes 345 amino acids.
AUGAGCUCCAAAGACGAAAUUCAGUUACAGCCGCCGGCGUUCAACCUCGCGUUGCACGUAAAGUAUCUUGUAGGACUCAAAAACAAGACAGAAGAUUUCGAAUCUUGUAUGACGGAGCAUAUGCGCGUGAGCGGUCUGUAUUGGGGCGUAGGGGCCAUGGCACUGCUAAACCGUGAGGCAGAUAUGGAACCAGCCGAGAUUGUGGACUGGGUAUUGCAGUGUGAGCACCCAGAAGGAGGAUUUUCUGGUAACGUGGGCCACGAUCGCCAUCUGCUCUACACGUUACACGCUUUGCUAGUGCUGGCUAUGCUAGGCGCGCUAGACCGGAUCAAACGUCAUGAGUGCGCAAGCUACGUAGCGUCAUUGCAGCAGCCCAACGGAUCUUUUGCCGGUGACGAGUGGAAAGAAAUUGAUACCAAGUUUACAUACUGUUCACUUUUGGCAUUGAAGAUAUUGGACAAGCUGGAGCUCGUGGACGUGGAGAGUGCCAUGGCCUAUAUCGGCACGUGCCGCAACUUUGACGGUGGUUUUGGUAACAUUCCAGGCUGCGAAUCGCACGGUGGCCACAUUUUUACCGCUGUAGGUGCGCUAUCGCUGGGAUUCGCCUUAGAAGAAUAUGUGGAUGAAGAACUACUGGGGUGGUGGCUAUGUGAACGGCAAUGUGACUCAGGAGGUCUGAAUGGCCGACCUGAGAAGCAGGCUGAUGUGUGCUAUAGUUGGUGGAACAUAUCGUCACUUAUCAUGAUAGGAAAAAUUGACUGGAUUAGCAAAGAAAAACUCAUUAAUUACAUUCUAGCGUGUCAAGAUGUCGAAGAUGGAGGUAUUGCCGACCGACCUGGAAAUGUGGCAGAUGUAUUCCACACUUUCUUUGGUAUCGCUGGACUUUGUAUGCUUGGGUAUUUUGAACGAGAAAAAAAACGGCAUCCAGAGUAUCAAGGGAUUCGACAGAUUCAUCCGACAUUUGCUAUACCUACGGAUGUUGUAGAGAAACUGCACUUAACAGCCGAUAGGAUCCUGCCAUACAUGCGCGAGGAGUAA